Messenger RNA from Nicotiana tabacum (common tobacco), 2865 nucleotides. RefSeq lists its product as uncharacterized. Lineage: Eukaryota; Viridiplantae; Streptophyta; Magnoliopsida; Solanales; Solanaceae. The record is from RefSeq and is a predicted model, not a curated record. Gene Ontology annotation, molecular function: nucleic acid binding; zinc ion binding.
UUUUAUUGACUAUGUUAAUGAUACAGAGUUAAAGCUGUCACAUUUCAAUUCCAUGGCAUAAUUAUGUGGUUUUGAGAGAGAUUCUGUUACUUUCUGGCAUAAGUGCGGGAGAUAUGGUAAUAGAAUGCGACUUAUUUCUACUGAUGUAGAAGCCACUGUGGUAUCCAAAAAUAUCUCAGAUGAUAAGGUGGUUGAGGCAUACUUUGAACAUCUUGAUUCAUAUAUUGGAAGAACUAUACAUACUAAUGAAGUUGGUGGAGUAGAACAAGAGAAAGAAGUAAACAAUGAGCAUUCUUCAACUGACGAUGAAUUCGAAGAUUCAGAAAAUGAUUUUUCGGAUGAUAAUGAAUAUGAGAAUCAUAGAUACGAAGUUAGUGAAUAAGUUAAGAAAAAGAUGGAUGUUGAAGAAGGUGAUUCAGAUUGUGUUGACUCAUAUGAUACAAAGAGUUUAGAAUGUGAUUAUGAUAGUGAGAGUUUCACUUUCCUAAGUUCAAUCAUAAGACGGACGAGGAUAAACCAGUGUUGGCAUUAGAACUAACUUCUGGGAACAAGCAUGAGCUCAAAUAUGCUAUAAUAACUCAUGAAGUUAAUGAAGAAAAAUAUAUUAAGUGGUGCAAGAAUGAUAACUCGAGAGUGAGAGCAACUUGUGGUCAUCCAGAUUGCAACUGGGAGAUUCUAGCUUCAAGAAUGCAUCGAGAUAGGGCCUUUCAGAUCAGAACAUACAAUCCCACUCAUGAUUGUAAGAUUUGUAAUCAUCGCAACAAAUCAAUAACAUCUUCUUAUAUUGCACGAAGAUACCUUAAGGCCAUAAGCUCUAAUAGGUCUUGGGCAAUCGGUGCAUUCAGAGAUCACGUUAGUGUAUAGUUGAGAGUUCAAGUGACAUUAUCACAAUGUAGAAGGGCUAAGAAAAAAGCACUUGCACUGAUUGAUGGAGAUCUUAAUGCUCAAUACAAGGUAUUAUGGAACUAUUGCAAUGAAAUUGGGAGGACAAAUUCAAAUACCUUUGUCUAUAUGAAGUUAGUUGAAAAUGAGGUGCCCGACAAGCCUAAGAGGUUCCAGAGAAUCUACAUUUGUUUUAGUGGUUGUAAAGAGGGGUUUAAGAGUGGUUGUUGAAAAAUAAUUGGGGUGGAUGGUUGUUGGCUUAAGGGUCCAAUGUAUGGGUCUCAAUUGUUAACUGUUGUUGGGCUUGAUCCGAAUAAUAAUAUCUUUCCGAUAGCAUAUGCAGUUGUAGAUAAGGAAAGAAAGGAAUAAUGGGAAUGAUUUUUAAAUUAUUUGAAGCGUGAGUUAGACAUUGAUGAUGAUGGAACUUGGACCUUCAUGUCAGACAAGCAAAAAAGUUUGAUUGAAGCGUUCGAUGAGGUAUUGUCAUAUGUUUGUUAUCGAUUUUGUGUGAGACACCUCCAUAACAACUUUAAGAGGGCCGGAUCGGUAUCUCUCUCAAGAAUGCCCUUUGAAAGGCUGCAAAGGCUACAAUGGUAAAGUGGUUCGAUGAUUGCAUGGUUGACAUUUGUGAUCUAUAUUCAGAAGCUGCCGCUUGGCUCAAUAAAGGUGCCAAGUGGAAUGAUGGUGAUAUUUGCCCUACGAUUAAGGAUGUAUUGCACAAAAAUCAAGGUAGUGCAGCUGAAUUUAUUCCUAGGAAGUCAAAUGAGUGGAAUUAUGAGAUAAUAGGAGCAAGCAUAAUGAACAAUUGGGCUGUGGACUUGUUAAAUAGAAAAUGCAGUUGUAGGGAAUGGAAUCUAACAUGAAUCCCUUGCAAACAUGCCAUUGCCGUUAUUUGGACUAAACAUGAUGACAUUAAUUCAUAUGUGGAUGAUUGUUAUAAGGUAGAAACUUAUAGAAGGAUCUAUGCAUUUUCUAUUCUACCUAUGAAUGGUCAAGAGGUGUGGCCUAUGUCGAGUAACAUACCUCCUUUGCCUCCACGAUUGGAAACACAAAGUACCAAAGAAAGAAAACAGAAGCUUAGGAGAAAAGGGCGUGAUGAAGUUGGAGCAAGUAGAUAAAAAAUGAAAAGGAAGCAAAAACAAAUGGACUGUAGCUUAUGCCACAAUCCAGGCCAUAGUAAAAGAACUUGCUAGUUAAAUUAUGUGUAUCCAGAUUCUCAUGAUGAUGAGACAUUGCGACAAGAAUCCUCAUAUUCUACUGCAUCUUUUGCUCCUAUAAAGCUUCAGAGUGAAAAAUGGGAGGGAAGUGUCCACACAGGAGCGUGAAGAAGCGAAGAUACUCUCACAAAACCUUUCGCCGUUCAAAAUUCCUCGUAAAAGGAGACGAUGCCGUUUACGACGAACUUAAAAAGCCAGCUGAGCAACGGAAAGAGUUUCCCGUCGACGAAGAUCUUCCCGGAAUGGGUCAAUACUACUGUCUUCACUGCGAUCGAUAUUUCGCGAAUGUUGCGGUGAGGGACGAGCAUUUCAAGACGAAAAAGCACAGGAAGCGUGUGAAAAUAAUGAUGGGCCCUGCACCACACACCCAACUUGAUGCUGAUUUAGCUGCUGGAAUUGGCAUGCCAGAUAAUGGUCCAAAGCUAAUGUCGAUGAGUUGAGCUUCUUUCGUCCUGUUUAUAACUCCUACAUUACUGGUAGAGUUCUUUUGAACUUUGAGAAUUUGUCUGAGGAACAUAGGUUUUUGUUAGUCUACCAUCUCUCUCUCAGUAUAGCAAGUUUAAAUGAUUCUGAGUGAGUGAUUUUAGUUGGUGGUUAUGUUUGGCCAAGAUUCAGCAAGAAACAUUAUCUUUAUGUUUCUAUACCAAAUGGCCUAUUUGGAUUUGACAGCUAAAUGCUGAAAUACAAGUAAUUUUCCAAAAUCUUUGUUAAACUGCAGAACGUUUAAUCCAUCUUACAAGAUAUCUUAUCUAAAUUUCGUGGUAAA